Molecule: messenger RNA, 3202 nt
Organism: Chroicocephalus ridibundus (black-headed gull)
Lineage: Eukaryota; Metazoa; Chordata; Aves; Charadriiformes; Laridae
Product: shootin-1-like
Exons: 16
Coding region: 483-2147 (554 amino acids)
Biological process (GO): positive regulation of neuron migration; neuron projection morphogenesis
Cellular component (GO): cell leading edge; cytoplasm; axonal growth cone
Source: RefSeq, a predicted model, not a curated record
GGUUGGACUCGCUGAUCCUAAAGGUCUUUUCCAACCGAAAUGAUUCUGUGAUUCUGUGACCUGAGCAUCUCCCCAGGCCAAAGUGCCAGGACGGAGCGAGUUUUGGUUCCUGGUGGCUUUUGCACCAGCACUUCUCCCCUGCACAGCCCCGGCUGCAAAAGCCAUCCCGCUCAGCCGGGUCUGGCUCUGCAUCCCUGCCGAGGGCUCGGCUGGAUCCGGCUCUGCAUCCCUGCCGAGGGCUCAGCUGGGUCUGUUUUUGCAUCCCUGCCAGGGCCUCGGUUGCUGCCAUGGCAGGACCAGUCCUGCCCGGAUCGGGGUGCUCAGCCCUCCAUAGGCGGUGGCGGUGGUGCAGCCACUGAGCCUGCGCCGGGACGGCCCGGUUUCACUUCCCUGCAGAGGGUGGGGAGGGCGAGGCGAGCGCCGGGGCGGGGGGCAGGCACCCCACCGAGCUCGGGGUGCUGGGUGCCACCAGUCCCACCACCAUGGACUGGGCUGGGGAUGGUGCUGGGCAGCUCGCAGCCAUCCUGGAAUCGGAGAGCAGCGAGGAGGAUGAAGAGGAGGAGGAAGAGUCAGCUACAGUGCAGCAGCAUCCGCCCCUCGGCCAGGAGGUGAACGAAGCGGAGGAGCGGCUGGCCGAGCUCGAGCAAGCAUCCCAGGCGCUGCUGGCCGAGCUCUCGGCGCUGGAGACGGAGUUUGAGAUCGAGAGGACGUGCCGGCAGCGAGCCGAAGCUUACGCAGCCCAGGUGAAGCAGGAGAACAAGCAACUGAAGCGGCUCAGCCUGGCCCCGGCGGCCCCCCCGGCCCUGCCCGAGGAGCAGCCCCCCGAGGAGGACCCCGACCCUGCCCAGUGCUACCAGCAGCAGCUGGAGGAUCUGCAGGAGAAGAUCUCCUGGCUGCUGGAGCAGCGGAAGGACCUCACCAUCCAGGUCCAGGAGCUACAGAGGCAGAACCAGGACCUGAAGGACCAGCUGGAGACGGGACAGGAGGAGCGGCAACGCCUGCGGGCAGCCCUGAGCACCAGCCAGCGGGCACUGAAGUCCUUCAAGAAAGUGUCCCAGAUCGUCACCCAGGACUACUGCGAUGCAAUGCAGCAGCUGGAGCUGGAGCAGGACCUACGCCUGCACGCCGAAGCCUUCGCCCAUGAGAUGCUGGUGCAAAAGAAGGAGGCGAACAGGCAGAGCAUGAUCCUGCUGCAGAGCUCGGGGCCCAGCGCCCAGCUGCUGGCAGCCCUGCAGGAGGUGGGACGCCUGACCCAGCUGCUGGAGGAGGCCAGGCAGGAGCGGCAGCAGCAGGUGAAGGAGCUGGAGGAGCAGCUGGGGAGGCGGCCGGAGCCGGAGGAGCUGGAUAUGGCCCAAGCUGCUCUGGCUGCGGCAGAGGAUGAGAAACUGGAGCUGAGGAAGCGGCUGCAGGAGGCCGAGGGGCGGCUGGCGGGGCUGAAGGAGGAAGUGGGGUCGCUGCGGGAGAAGCUGGCCCAGGGUCCGCCACCGCAGAGCCAGACCCCUGAGAUGGUUGCACCCGCACCACCACCACCGCCGCCGCCGCCACCACCACUGCCACCACCCACACCCGCUGUCCCCGUGGACCCGCUCUCGAUGAUCAGGCAGAGGAAGGGGAUGGCAAACCUGCAGCGCAGCAAGCCAGAAGCUGACGAUGCUAAAGCUCGAGCCGUGCAGGAGAUGAUGGAGCGGAUAAAGAACGGGGUGGUCCUGAGGCCCGCGAAGGAGCGGGUGCCAGUGGGCCAGGGUCCGGCGGCAGCAUCCACCAAGCGGAGGAGCGUGGCGAUGGAGCUGCAGGGCAUCCUGGGUGCCAUGAGGAGGGCGAGCAGGAGGCCCAGCGGGCGGCAAAGCAGCCUGAAGGGCAGGGACAGGCAGCUGGAGUCCAUCCUGCAGCGGCGGCGCCGGGUGGUGGAUGCAUCUGCACCAGCACUGCCUGCCCCACCGCCCGCCCCCCUCCCCCUGCAACAGGACCACGAGGAUGCUGGGGCUGCGGGGAGGCUGGAUACUGGGGACAAGGACAACGGGACAACUCCAUCCAGGCGCUCGCCGGGGAGUGAGAAUGGGGUCUCGUUCAGACCCCGGGCAGCCGGUGGCCUCCCCAGGACCCGGCCAGUUGCCCGCCCAGCUGGAGGCAGGGGGGAGCCAGGGUAGAGGCAGCUGCCCACCGCGCUGCCCUUCGCCCAGCACCGCCAGAGCUGCACAGCCACGGCGGGGGGAGGAGGGAGAAUGGCGGGCGGCAGGGAUGGCUGCUGCAAACUUUCACCCUCGUUUUCCAGCAGCUUGCAUCCUCUUGUGCUUUAAUUAAAGUGAGGUAGCACUUGGUCCUUGCACGCCACGUUGUCACCGGAGAGGCACGUCUGCUGGGUGAGGGGGUGGCCGUGGGACGGGGCUGUGGCCGGCGUGGAUGGCAGUGGAGCUGCUGCAAAACGGAACGGCCAAGAGACAUUGUGGGACCGAAGCAGGGCACCCACUCUCCUGCCACCCUAGGGUGCCCAGCAGCUGGGCAGGGACACACAUAACACAGCACUUACCUGCAGCGAGGAGGAUAUCUGUGUCCCCCCCUCACCAGCGCUCCUGGCCUUCACCCAGCAGCAGCUCAGGGGUGAACAGUCCUUCCAGGCACUGAGCUCCAAGGCUGGGUUCCCCAGGGAGCCGGCAGACCCGUAUUUACUCAAAGGGAUGAAUGCUCUUAAGCCCACGCUUGUUUUUAAGCAUUGAGGGCCACAGGUUUUCCCCUCGAGCUGCUUGCUCCGAAGCUAUUGGGCUGGUCCCAGAGAUUUGCUGCUCCAGAGGAGCCGCGGGGCUGGUCCAGGGAAAAGGAAAAAGUCCAGGAAAAAGCGUCUCUGUAUUUAGGCAAUCAGAGGUGGAAAGCACGGAUCUGCUCCAUCAGGUCACCCUCCCAAGUGCCCGUGGUCCCCAAGGCACCCAGGAGUGCCCCCUGCCCUGCCGGUGUCCCCCCAUGCGCUCCCCUCCCCUCCGGCUGCCGCAGGGGUGUUUCGGUGCUGUAAGGCAGUCCUUCACGCUCAGCAGCAAAGGGAACAGCUUGGUACAGCCGAGUCGCCCACCGCAACUUGAACAACACGCAGCGGGGCCCCUGGCAAUGCUGGAACAUACUGGGAGACGGGGGAGUCAGCACUGCUGGGAUGUGAGGGUUGAAGGGCUGGAUUCCGUGGCAGUGUCUCUUCCUUUUAAAUCCAAAGAACAAC